Messenger RNA from Seminavis robusta, 1647 nucleotides. Lineage: Eukaryota; Bacillariophyta; Bacillariophyceae; Naviculales; Naviculaceae. The record is from the annotation of a GenBank genome assembly.
AAUGCAUGCACCUUGCCUGUUGGUAAUUGGUAUUUAUUUUCUUCCCAGACAACCAUUUCGUGGCAAAACAAGUUCAAGAUCAAACCCUUAUAGAUACCUGUAUCGCUGCGGUUGCCUUGACUGCCUGUUUGAGCUGUCUUCCUGCGAGCAUCAUAUAUUAUAUCUCCGACCAACAAACCACUGCAAAGGGAGUUGAACAACAUGCCAACAAUAAAAAUUCAUUGCAGUUACGAUGAUCACUUGGACCCAAUCGACGGUUUUGUUUAUUUGUCGGUUCUCCAAACCCUGUCUUCUUUGCAAGCCUUGGUGCUAUCAGAUGCACCACUAAAGAUGAUACGGUUGGUCUACGAAGCAGAUCCGUCUGCCAUGAACGAUGAUGUCUUCCUGGAUGCAUGUCGACAUAGCAAAAGAUGCGACGUAAUUCAGUUUCUCAAGGAGCUUGUAGAACCCAGUGUGUAUUCACCUGCGAAAAUUGCCAGAAUCAUGUUGGAGCUUUUUGAGAAUGACCACAGCUUCGAUGAUGAAAAUUUUGUUACCCUCUUCAAAAUGUUUCCAGAAGCCGCAUACUACAAUGACCUUCCAGGUCAAGUUUCGGGCCCUUUCCGUGCCAUGUUUACUAAUGACUAUUGGGGUGAUAAGCUCCAUGAUGAAGUCAGGUGUGACAUGAUACGGCACAUUCCUGGUGAUAUCAAGCUCAUCAAAAUUGGGAGCUUGGAUAGAAAUAGGGAAGCUGAAUCGAAUAUAGAGUGCAGAUCCUUAUUGGUGACAAAGUUGAAAGAUUUGAAAAACCUCCAAGAAUUAGAAUUGCCUGUUGACGUGGGAGACAAAACGGAUCAAAAUCUGGUGGAAGCAAUUUGCCACUUGAUAUUGUUGGGGCCAUUGAAGACUCUCAGGAUCAACAGCAGUGGAUUUGAUGAUGACGAUGAAGAGCAAGAGGGAGACAGUGAAGGGAAAGACAAACAGAGUGGGUUCUUUCUACCAAUUCUAGAUGCUAUUGCUGUGUCUGGAAGCAACUCAAAGCUGAAACAUUUGUCACUGCCAGACUUUGAUAGUCAUGCGGCGGCGGGAGGUUACCGAGAUCGUAUGAUUGAGAUCCUACAGUGGAAUACAUCUCUGACUGACGUCGGCGUAGGUUAUGUUUCACAUUGGAGUGACGAGCCCAGUUUGGGGUAUAAGGAGGCAUUGAUUGACCAGCCGUUGAUUGACCAUUACACAACAAUGAACGAAUAUGGCAGGGGUUUAGUGCGAGACCCAAAAACGACACUGUGGACUAUUGUGGAUCUGUUAGAAAAGGCGACCGCAAGCUAUAGAGACUUUGUUAGGCGACAUCCUUACCGUGGCAAGAGAACGCUGUAUUACAUGAAGGACAUAGACCUAUCAACUGUCCGGGUUCUCAAUGGGCUAUUGAGGGAGGCACCUGGCAAAUGGAGCGAUAUAGCUUUGGAUGAAGACAAGAACAAGAACAAAAAGCCCUCAGCCAAAAGCCAACCAAAUCGGAAACGGAAAGCCUCUCAUUCCCUGGAUUGAAGCACAUGCUUGGACUAGUUCACUCUUUGUGCUUGGUGACUACCUACCGGUAGCUAGCUAGCUAGCUAGCACAUACUGUAUGUAGCCAAUUAAUCAAGAAUUUACUGUAGCAAAAAUCCU